This is a messenger RNA of Glarea lozoyensis ATCC 20868, 846 nucleotides long. RefSeq names its product Retrovirus zinc finger-like protein. Gene Ontology annotation, biological process: positive regulation of cytoplasmic translation. The coding region runs from base 1 to 846 and encodes 281 amino acids. Lineage: Eukaryota; Fungi; Ascomycota; Leotiomycetes; Helotiales; Helotiaceae. Gene Ontology annotation, cellular component: cytoplasm. Gene Ontology annotation, molecular function: mRNA binding; zinc ion binding; translation regulator activity. The record is from RefSeq and is a predicted model, not a curated record. The transcript has 6 exons.
AUGCCAGCGACGACCGUGGAGGAAUGGCUGCAGUGUGAUCGGCAGAGGACAGAUGGAUCGCCGCAUCGAUGUCGGAAGAUUGUUCGGGAAUGGACUACGGACGAGGGCGCAUUUGUUAAGUGCUGUGCUGAUGAUGGGAAACAACAGAUCCAUAAGCUAGUCGCCAUGUCUUCGCUCUCGCGUCGUGCUUGCUACAAGUGUGGUAAUGUCGGUCAUUACGCUGAGGUAUGCUCUUCCGCAGAGCGUCUUUGCUAUAACUGCAAGCAGCCAGGACACGAAUCCAAUGGCUGCCCUCUGCCAAGGACAACUGAAGCUAAACAAUGCUACCAUUGCCAGGGAUUGGGACAUGUGCAAGCAGACUGCCCAACUCUCAGAUUGAGCGGUGCUGGAACAUCUGGUCGAUGCUACAACUGCAACCAACCUGGACAUUUGGCACGCUCGUGCCCAAGCCCAGCUGGUCCAGGUCCAAUUCCAGGGAUGGGUCGUGGUAUUGGUGGUCCUCGUGGUGGUUUUGGUGGUGGGUUCGCUCCUCGAGGAGGUGGUUUUGCCAAUAACCCACGUCCUGCCACUUGCUACAAGUGCGGAGGACCAAACCACUUUGCUCGCGAUUGCCAAGCUCAGGCCAUGAAGUGCUAUGCAUGCGGCAAGUUGGGACAUAUCUCCCGUGACUGCACAUCUCCUAACGGAGGACCAUUGAACACAGCGGGCAAGACCUGCUACCAAUGUGGUGAAGCUGGCCAUAUCUCCAGAGAUUGCCCACAAAAGGCUACCAACGGUGACCUGAAUGGUGACGGUAUUGACGCCGUCGCCGUGUCUGCCAUUGCACCAGGCGUUCCCACUGUAUAA